UUUCUCCUUCUGCAGCUUCUUUAUGAACAACACGGUGUCAGCCUCAGGGCCUCCUUCAUCUUCCUCUCUGUCUGCAGUAUCUGGCAUUUAGUGCGUACUUUCCUCCUGAUGCCCUGGGGGCACAUUCCAUACCCACUGCCCCAUAACUACAGCUAUGGCCUGUGCUCUAGAUUCAAAACCACAAAGGGAGAGGAGAAAGCAGUGGAGUGUGUAGAAGAAGGGCUGCAGUCCAAGGAGUUCUCACCAAAGGAAGAGACCCCAGGGACAGGGCCACAGCAGGAGCCCCGCUCCUUCUGGAGCUGCGUCUUGUCUCUGCGCUUCGUGUGUCACCUGGUGUGGCUGUCCGUGAUACAGCUUUGGCAUUACUUCUUCAUUGGCACGCUCAACCCUAAGCUGACCAGCUUGGCCAACAAGGACAAACUGCUAGUCAGCACCUACACAAACGCCUUCGCCUAUACUCAGUUAUUCGGAGUGCUGUGUGCCCCCUGGAAUGGCCUGCUCAUGGACUGGCUUAAGCAGAAGUACCAGAAGGAAGCCGGGAAGACAGGUUUCUCCGCCUCGGUGGUGGCCCUCUGCUCUACGGUGCCUUCACUGGCCCUGACGUCUCUGCUGUGCCUGGGCUUCGCCAUCUGUGCCUCGGUCCCUGUCCUCCCCCUCCAGUAUGUCACCUUCAUCCUGCAAGUGAUCAGCCGCUCCUUCCUCUACGGGGGCAAUGCAGCCUUCCUCAUCCUUGCUUUCCCUUCAGAGCACUUUGGAAAGCUCUAUGGACUGGUCAUGGCCUUGUCUGCUGUGGUGUCCCUGCUCCAGUUCCCCUUGUUCAUCCUUAUCAAAAGCCACUUCCAGAAUAACCCGUUCUACGUGAACUUGAUACUCAUAGUUGCCACUCUUCUGACGUUGGUCCACCCCUUCCUGGUGUACCGAGAAUGCCAUGCUCAGAAAGAAAGUCCCUCGGCAAAAAAAAAAGAGGACAGGGCUGAGCACGGUGACUCACACCUAUAA
Carlito syrichta (Philippine tarsier) is the source of this 999-nucleotide messenger RNA. RefSeq names its product solute carrier family 43 member 3 (gene SLC43A3). The annotation marks the transcript as partial. Lineage: Eukaryota; Metazoa; Chordata; Mammalia; Primates; Tarsiidae. The record is from RefSeq and is a predicted model, not a curated record. The transcript is spliced from 7 exons.